Messenger RNA from Cyprinodon tularosa, 1843 nucleotides. Its product is annotated as kelch-like protein 10. Gene Ontology annotation, molecular function: protein binding. The record is from RefSeq and is a predicted model, not a curated record. The coding region runs from base 1 to 1758 and encodes 585 amino acids. Lineage: Eukaryota; Metazoa; Chordata; Actinopteri; Cyprinodontiformes; Cyprinodontidae. The transcript is spliced from 7 exons.
AUGGAGGACCUUUAUAAUCCAAGCAAGAAUUCUAGCAGACUCAUUUCUGCACCGUCAAGGUCAACAUUAGCACAGCAGAAAGGUUUUAAUCCUCUGGAGGAAAAAACAAGAGAAAACAUGUCACUGCAUAAUGAGCUUCGCCUGACGAGGCAGUUGUGUGACGCUGUCAUCAGGGUGGACGGUGCUGAAUUUUCCGUGCACAAGCUUGUCCUGUGCAAAUGCAGCCCAUAUUUCAGGGCUCUGUUUAGCCGCUGGUCAACACCAGCCUGUGCAACCUUUGACAUCCCUGGAGUCACACCCUACCAAAUGUGCUUCAUUAUUGAUUUUGCCUACACAGGCUAUGUUCCUCUGACAAACGAAAACGCUGAGGAGCUCUUUAUAAUGGCAGACCACUUUGGUAUUAGUGGCCUUUUACAAGCUUGCAGUGAUUUCUUGGAGAAACACCUGAGCCCCCUGAACUGCAUCCAAAUCUGGAAGCUUACGUAUACGUUCUACCACCCUGAACUGAGAGACAAGGCCUUUUUAUAUCUCCUUAGACAUUUUGAGGAGGUUGUCUCUACUUGUGGAGAUUUCCUUCUUCUCUCUGCACAGAGUCUUGCUGAAAUUGUUGGGAGUUACCAGCUAAUUGUAAAGCGGGAAGAGAUAGUUUAUGAAGCCAUCCUUAAAUGGAUGAACUAUGCACCUGAGGAAAGGAAAGAACACAGCUCACUGCUCUUUCCCAAGGUCAGACUGGCUUGGAUGUCUCCAAAGUACCUGCGUGAAAAUGUGAAUGAGAGGGAAUUUGUGGAAUCAAUUCCAGAACUUCAGCCCCGAGUUCCCCCCGCCCUCAUGCUGGCUAUAGGUGGAUGGACUGAGAGAGGCCCUACCAGUUUGAUUGAAGCCUAUGAAUCCAACACUGAGUACUGGAAACAUGCGCCUAUGACCACAGAAACUCCCCUGAUUUGUCAUGGGAGUGUUUUCCUCAAUGGAUCAGUUUAUUUAGUUGGUGGCUGUGUUAAUCAGUUCAAUGCCGUGCACAGAUUUGACUUGGCCUCAAUGACCUGGCAUGAGGCGUCACCAAUGCACAGCAAGCGCUGCUUCGUUAGUGUCACCGUGACGAAUGGGUUCAUAUACGCCAUGGGAGGUUGCGAUGUACACGAACGGCUCAACACUGUUGAGCGCUACGAUCCAAGAAGCAACCAAUGGACACUUGUAUCUUCCAUGCAUGAGAAAAGGAGUGGUGCCAGUUGUACAACCCUUAAUGGCAGAGUGUAUGUCUGCGGCGGCUUUAAUGGAAGCCAGUUUCUAUCAACAGCUGAGGUUUACAACCCAGACACAGACCAGUGGACCAUGAUUGCCAACAUGAGCAGCAAACGCAGCGGACUCGGUGUUGCUGCUUUUGGUGAAUAUAUCUUUGCAGUUGGUGGUUUCGAUGGAGUCUCACGUUUAAACACUGUUGAGGCCUACAAUGUCUCCACCAAAACCUGGUGCAAAAUUCCCAGCAUGAAAAAGAAACGCAGCAACUUUGGCAUUUCCGUGAUGGAAGACCUCCUCUUUGCAGUCGGAGGCUUUGAUGGCGUAUCUACCAUCUCUGAUGUCGAGUUCUAUGACAUUAAGGCCAACAUGUGGGUCAAGGCCAACAGCAUGAAGAUGUCCCGCAGCCAUCUGAGCUGCUGUGUGGUGGACAGGCUCUACAACACAGCUUAUUAUGCUGACCAUCCCAAUUCUCCCCAGCUCAACCACUUACCUUCUGAUAAGGAAGAAGAGACGGAGCAAUGAAGUCCAUCUAUUUAUGUUUCUCUAUUAAAUGAAUUUCUCUGUAAACAUUUGUCCAUGUUAUUUCUCAUACAUGAUAAAUAUGUAA